UGUCGCUAGUAACCGUCACUUAUAAGUUAGAGUAUUGGAGGUUGUCCAAAAUAAUUUGUCUUCGUCGUUUGUUGUCUAUUUCUUGCCGGAGUGCACUGAGUAUUAAAAGCAUCAGAGAGACUGCGAAUUUUCAUCAGGAUUCUUGAAAUGGAUAAAAUCGAGAUUGCUACCAGGAAGGCUAACAAUUUGGGUACUUUAUGGGAUUUUAUCCUUAUAGAAUUUAAUCGUGGCUAUUCUCUAGAAAAUGACGAAAAAGAAUUUUCAGACAGGAGAGAAAAAGUUUAUGCUUUCAUGAAAAUACCCUUAGAAGUAGAACGAUUCAUCUUCUAUGGCAUUUGUCAGUGUGCAGAUUCAUUCCUAUUUGUCUAUACUUUUUUACCGUUGCGGGUAUUUAUAGCAUUAAAAUCAUUAAUGUGUAGUACCUUAUCAAAGUUUAUGGACAAAAAUAAUAGAAAACAGUUAUCUACUGCGGAGAUUUGUGACUUACUAAAGAUGGCUGUACUAAUAACAUGUUCUAUUAUGUUAGUACCGUUGGAUACGUCAAUGAUAUAUCAUUUAAUUAAAAGCCAGUCGAUUAUUAAGUUGUAUAUAUUUUUUAACAUGUUAGAGGUUGGAGACAAGUUAUUUUCAUCAUUUGGCCAAGACAUUUUAGAUGCAUUGUAUUGGACUGCUACUGAACCUAAGACUAGCCAGCGUAAACAUUUUGGUGUUUUACCACAUUUUAUUAUUGCUGUGUUAUAUGUCUUGUUACAUAGUAUAAUUGUAUUAUGCCAAGCUACCACAUUGAAUGUUGCUAUUAAUUCAAGGCGCAAGGCAUUACUACCAAUCAUGAUGUCCAAUAAUUUUGUAGAAUUUAAUGGAAGUGUGUUUAAAAAAUUUAAUAAAACAACCUUAUUCCAAUUAUCGUGCAAUGAUGUCCGCGAACGAUUUAAUCUGUUCAUAUUAUUAUUAAUGGUUGUAGUGCAGACAAUCAAAGAAUAUCAAUGGAGUAGUGAAUCAUUUUGCGAGUUAAUGCUCAACUGUAUGUAUAUUAUGAUUUUGGAAAUAAUAAUUGAUUGGACGAAACACGCAUUCAUCACAAGGUUUAAUGAAAUUGACUUGUCAGUAUACAAUGAAUAUGUAUUAAAAUUUGCUAAUGAUACUGUACAAUCAUAUUAUCAAAAGGGGUUCAGUGAUAACUCAGAUUUAGUGGCCAGACGAAUGGGCUUUAUUCCAAUUCCACUUGGAGUAGUUAUAAUUAAGAUUCUAACUAGAUGUGUGUCUUUCGAUGAACUAUUAGUGUCCAUAAUACUUUUAUUGUCUAUAUUUAUAUGUCUAUUUACAUUGAAAAUUGUUAAUCUUGUAUAUAUACUAGGAAGAGCUUCCAAGUUGAUAGACCUCCACAAAACUCCUUUAAUAAAAAAUAAUCACAUUAUAAAUGACAUAAGUUGUGAAGACAAAGAGAUUACUACAAUAAGACCACAAAACAACGACAAAGAUAAAAACAAUAAACCUUCACUACUGGUUGAAGGCUUGCCAUUGGGACAUAUACCAAUUAUUGUGACUAGCAAUGAUAUACAGGAGUCGUGCCUUAAUACACAAGUAGUAGAAGACAUGAAUUCAGAUUUGUUAUAUGAUGAUUCUGAUUUACACUUAACUAGAUUAUUUACUUGAUCCUAGUAUAUCAAGUACAAAAUCAGGUUGAAUAAUCAUUGAAAUAUACAAGUCUGUUAUUUUAUUGAACAACACUCAAUAUUUCAAAAUGUAUUUAUGUUAUUGAUAAAAAAUUUAAGUUCUUGUUUUUUUGAAUGACAAUUUUAAUUUCAUAUUAUGAAGCAAAAUAUUUUUCGGAGUAUUUCGAUAUAUACAAAUAGGUGAAUUAGGUGAAUAGAGUAGAGAGGUACAGUAAUACCCUGCAAAAUGUUGGUCUAUUAUUCCGCUUACUUAUACUUAAAAUACUUAUAACUUAUUAACUACUCUUCUGAAUUUCGAUUUUUAUGUAUCGAAGUACAAAGA
This is a messenger RNA of Rhopalosiphum padi (bird cherry-oat aphid), 1995 nucleotides long. Its product is annotated as protein TAPT1 homolog. Gene Ontology annotation, biological process: maintenance of protein localization in endoplasmic reticulum; positive regulation of cilium assembly. The transcript has 11 exons. The record is from RefSeq and is a predicted model, not a curated record. Gene Ontology annotation, cellular component: endoplasmic reticulum membrane; ciliary basal body. Bases 148 to 1653 code for a protein of 501 amino acids. NCBI's taxonomy places the organism in Eukaryota, Metazoa, Arthropoda, Insecta, Hemiptera, Aphididae.